This is a messenger RNA of Melanotaenia boesemani (Boeseman's rainbowfish), 1344 nucleotides long. RefSeq names its product trichohyalin-like. The transcript is spliced from 2 exons. Lineage: Eukaryota; Metazoa; Chordata; Actinopteri; Atheriniformes; Melanotaeniidae. The record is from RefSeq and is a predicted model, not a curated record. The coding region runs from base 1 to 1344 and encodes 447 amino acids.
AUGGACAGCAAAAAGAAAAGACCACCCACUCUGGUGACCAAAGAUCCCGCUAAGGAGAAAGAGAAGGCCGUGUGUUUGAAUGUGACUGAACGCAUGAGGAAUGAGUCUGAAAGAUAUCAGCAAAGAUCUAGGGAGCUAAAGAGAGAAAUCGAGGACAUGAACGCUGAGUUCAGGGCCAAGGAGGUGGACUAUAAUGAUAUACGUGAGUACCUGGAGUACAAGUUGGCAAAGUUAAAGAAGAAAAAAGAGAAGUUGAGAGAGCAGCUGGAGAAGGAGAAAACUGAAACCGAGAACGUGAAAGCCAAAACAUUGCUAUUGCGUCAAGAGAUUCAGGAGCAGGAAAGAAGGAGAGAUGAACGCAAGGCCGAGCAGGCUUCGAGAGUGGACAAGCAGAAGCAAGAGUUGGAGCAGCUGAAUCAGCUGCUGUCUAGUAAGAAAAUUGAAGUUCAGGAGGAGAUGGACCGUCUGAAGAAGCAACAUGAAGCUGCUUUACAUAAGAUGGAGAUGGAGGAGCGCAUGCUGAUUAAGAGGAAACAGGAGGAGUUCGACCGCCUCCAGGAGCAGAAGAUUGCAGCUAUCGUUCAGGAGAGAGCUCAGUUUAAAGCUCAGUAUAAAGAGGCGACUGAAAAGGGUGAGCUCCUAAUGAGAGAAGUGACACGUCUGGUAAAACAAAAGAGGCACUUCCAGUCACAAGUGGACGAACUUUGCCCCAAAUUAGACAAGCUGAAAGUCACCCUUGACAAACACAAGCAGGGCCUCCUCAAUCUUCAGAAGGAAAAGGAGAAGCUGGUGAAAAGGUGCCAGCGGCAGAAAGCUAAACAUGAGGAGAUGGUCAGGGCUAAACAUGAGGAGAUGGUCAGGAAGGCAGAAGCUUUGACCCAGAAACAGGCAGAGUGCCGUUCAAAACUGACUGAUAAAUCUCAACUGGAGGCCCGAGUGCAGAGGGAGAAGAGCAGGAUAAAGGAGCUGGAGGGCGAUUUAAAGAAAGCAGCGUCUAUGCUCACAACCGUUGUCUCAAACCCAGAGAUGGAAAACAAGGAUCAGUUGAUGCUGAAAGUGCUGGAGAUCCUGGAGAGUCCAGGACCACAGGAAGCAGGGUCUGCAGAUGAAGUCAGUGGAGGCCUGAAACCACAGGCCUCUGGUACUGAAGCCACUGCAGAAGCAGAGAAUUUGGAGAGAAAGGCAUUGUUCCUGAUGGCUCAAUACAGGAAAGGUGAUCUCGGCCUCGUACCUCGACCCACAUGGAAUCCAAAACCCACCGGGGCCCGUCACCACACAUUAAGACUGCCUCCAGCCAGGGAACCUCUUUGGCAUAAAGCAUUGGAUAAAUUUAAUAAGCUUUAA